AACCGACAUGAUACUCGAGUGUUGACUCCCUUCUCCUUAUUCUUCUUCCGGUGAGAGAUAUUUGGAAAACCGAAAGCGCGAUUUAGCCAGGUUUCAACCCCUUUUCUUCGGACGAGCAGAGUUCGCUUCAAGCCAACAACAUGAGUAGGCCAAUGGAAGAGGAUACCAACCUGGGAAAGACCGAAGAGGAGGAGUUCAACACCGGACCCCUUUCUGUUCUGAUGAUGAGUGUUAAGAACAACACUCAGGUGUUGAUCAACUGCCGCAACAACAGGAAACUCCUUGGCCGUGUCAGGGCUUUCGACAGGCACUGCAACAUGGUUCUUGAAAAUGUCAGGGAAAUGUGGACUGAGGUACCUAAAACUGGAAAAGGAAAGAAGAAAGCUCUUCCCGUCAACAGAGAUCGCUUUAUCAGCAAGAUGUUUCUUCGUGGUGACUCUGUCAUCAUCGUCCUUAGGAAUCCCAAGUAAGAGAGAUAGAGAGAUGUCUGCUCGUACUGUUUUCUUCAUAUGAUAAUUCUUACUUGUUGCAUCAACGGAGAGAUACAUCUUUGAUUACGAGUCUUAAGUGUUCCCUUGUAUUUUUCAAAUUGUCUUCUGACGUGUCUCUUAUGACUAAGACGCAGCGUUGAGUAGUGCCAUUAAACUUUCUGACUGAGAUAACUGCUCGUAUGUGCUCUUUAUAUGAUCAUUUUCGCAG
Molecule: messenger RNA, 699 nt
Organism: Brassica napus (rape)
Lineage: Eukaryota; Viridiplantae; Streptophyta; Magnoliopsida; Brassicales; Brassicaceae
Product: small nuclear ribonucleoprotein Sm D2-like
Exons: 5
Coding region: 141-470 (109 amino acids)
Biological process (GO): RNA splicing; spliceosomal snRNP assembly
Cellular component (GO): catalytic step 2 spliceosome; U4/U6 x U5 tri-snRNP complex; U2 snRNP
Molecular function (GO): RNA binding
Source: RefSeq, a predicted model, not a curated record